Messenger RNA from Anolis carolinensis (green anole), 6196 nucleotides. It is a transcript of the gene ubtd2, whose product is annotated as ubiquitin domain containing 2. Gene Ontology annotation, molecular function: protein binding. The transcript is spliced from 3 exons. Bases 118 to 699 code for a protein of 193 amino acids. Lineage: Eukaryota; Metazoa; Chordata; Lepidosauria; Squamata; Anolidae. The record is from RefSeq and is a predicted model, not a curated record.
GGCGGGGCCUGCUGAGGAGGAGGAGGGAGGAGAAGGAGGCGGGCGGCGGAGCCAGCGCGCCUGCCCGACCGGAGGCGGCGGCGAAGGCGAAAAAGCGGGGUCUGCGGGCCGGGCCCCAUGGGCGGGUGUGUGGGCUCCCACCACGACUCCUCGGGCAGCCUCAACGAGAACUCGGACGGCACGGGAGUUGCACUAGGUCGUAAUCAGCCCCUGAAAAAGGAGAAACCAAAAUGGAAAAGUGAUUAUCCAAUGACAGAUGGACAGCUGCGCAGCAAGAGAGAUGAAUUUUGGGACACUGCACCUGCUUUUGAAGGCCGCAAAGAAAUCUGGGAUGCCUUGAAGGCCGCAGCACAUGCAUUUGAGAACAAUGACCAUGAACUAGCACAAGCAAUCAUUGAUGGUGCAAACAUCACAUUACCCCAUGUCUCAACACAGUGUUUAAACGGUUCCGGCCCAGCUUAUCUGUCCAAACGUGUCUCCCUCUACGACCCACCUCGAAGCUUAAGAUCAUCAGAUGAGGCCCUGCUCACGGUCCCGUCAGCCUCACAGGUGCGGCUGGGGGGUAUGAGAGACAGGGCUUUUUCAGUAGUGGCUCCCCGCCUAUGGAACGCCCUCCCCAUUGAAGUCAGGAAGGCUCCCUCCCUCCUAUCCUUCCGUAGGAAGGUUAAAACUUGGUUAUGGGGCCAGGCUUUUGAAUAAUAAUUGGCAGCGUUAAUUAUUACCAUAUACGCUGAAACUCAAUCGACAGACCCAGUUUUUUUAACUGCUUGCCACCCCCAAGUGCCUGCCCCUCCCUCCCAACCCCGGUUUGGGUAUUCCAUCUCUAAAAGUUUCGCCAUCACUGCCCUAGGUGCAGGCUUCCUGUUGUGUAUACUUUAUCUGCCUCAUUUAUCUUUCCUCCUCACCACAAAUUCUUAUGAAUUUCCACUUGUUUUAUAUAGUAUUACCAAUGCAGAUGCAUUAUCUUAUUCCUUUUUUUGUCUGUUGGAGACAAGUAUGAAUGCUGCAAUUAGCCAAAAUGAUCAGCAUGUAAUGGCCUUUCAGCUUCAAAGCCUGGCUGCUUCCUCCCUGGGGGAAUUUUGUUUGGAGUGUUGGCUGGCCCUGAUUUUUUCAUGUCUGGAAUUCCCCUGUUUUCAGAUUGUUGUUCUUUGCAAUAUUUUCUGUUCUUCUACUGUCUGUGUAGAUGAAGGAGUGCCCAUAUGCAGUGCUCGAGCUCACACAUUCAAAAAGAAAGGCUGGGCCCCUCAGAAAACAGAGGAUUUGCCAGGCUUUGAUGAUGCAAGGCUAUUCAGUACUAUUCAUGCUGGCCAAAAAUGGAUUCCCCUAGGUAGAAAUCAACCAGGCAAGUGGGGUUUAUAUCCCUGUGGAAUAAUGUCCAAGGUGGGAGAAAGAAAUCUUGUCUGUUGGAGGCAGGUAUGAAUGCUGCAAUUAGCCAGAAUGAUUAGCAUGUAAUGGCCUUUCAGCUUCAAAACCUGGCUGUUUCCUCCCUUUGUUGGGUGGUGUUAGCUGGCCCUGAUUGUUUCCUGUCUGGAAUUCCUAUUUCAGAGUGUUGUUCUUUAUUUAGUGUUCUGAUUUUAGUGUUUUUUAAUACUUGGAGCCAGAUUGUGUUCAUCUUCAUGGUUCACAGCAACACAAUAAAAAUAAUAUUAAUAAUAAUAGUAAUAAUAAUGACUCUGAUAAUACACACUACUUCUCUCCCUCCUCAGCCACCUGCCUGGGGGAAUUCUUUCUUGGGAGGUGUUAGGUGGCCCUGAUUGUUUCCUGUCUGUAAUUCCCCUGUUUUCAGAGUGUUGUUCUUUAUUUACUGUCCUGAUUUUAGAGAUUAUAUUGUUCUGUUUUAUUAUACCACAGUAAUUUUUAUAUAUUAUAUUUAUAAUCUUAUAUUAUUUGCUUUGAACUGGAUUAUAUGGGACCCCUUCUACACAGCUAUAUAAAAUCCACACUGAAGUGGAUUAUAUGGCAGUGUGGACUGAAAAUAAUCCAGUUCAAAGCAGAUAUUGUGGAUUAUCUGCCUUGGCAAUCUGGGUUAUAUAGCUGUGUGGAAGGGCCUUGAGUCUACACUGCCAUAUAAUCCAAUUCAAAUCAGAUAAUCUGUAUUUUAUAGGCAGUGUGGAUCAGGCCUAAGUGGGCCCUGCCUGUUGUCAUUGUGGCUGAAUGGGUUGCUGGGAGACAAAGGGGGUGGGGCCUAAAGGGGGCAGGGCCUACCCUUCUGACUGGCAGCCAGGGGGAGAACGGCUCUUCCUCAUCCUCUGUAAUUUGGACUUUACUUUUCUAGGUUUUUUUUAUUGAAAGACAUAGAUUGGACGACUAUGUCUUUUGUGGCCAAAUUUGGUAUGAUUUGGUUCAGUGUUUUUGUUGUUUACUCCAUGGGAAAAACACACAUUACGUUUAUAUAUUCAGUGUUACAACAUCUGUCCCUUUCCCUUUUAGGGUAUAUGUCACAAAGAGGUAAAACAGUUUCUUUUCCAGUAAACUGCCAAUUUCAUAAUGUCUUUAAAUAAAUGAAGAUUGGAUUGUUCUGUUCAUUGGAUGCCAAAAGGGAUGCUGUCAAACUGGAGAAAAUUCCCUACAUAAAAGAGGUUGCUGGGGCAUUUUAAAGUUGGGCAAAAGACAGAUAAGGGGAAACAUGAAGAAAUACCUUGACAUAUUGGUGUGAACAAGAUGGAUAAAGAGGUUGUGCAAUUAAAUUGACUUAUAGAAAAUUCAUAGAAGAAAAAAGAAAGUACCUCUUCCCAUGAGUUUUCAGAGAGUGAUAUUUGUUACUUGAAGAUAUAGUGGUGGCCAUCAACUAGGACAGCCUUAAAAGCCAAUUAAACAAAUACCUUGAAGAUAAAGCUAUGAAAGUAGUAUUCUUGUACUGUAGCUGGCAAAAUAGCUCCACUUUUCAGGAUCUGUUAUAAUGCAUGACACAUCAGAGUUCUCUUUACUUAAAAUUCAGAGGGAACUGUUGCAGCAAGGAACACAAAAAAAAUUGUCUUUAUUUUAAAUGCCUUAGUUGACUCAGACCUCACAAUAGCCAUGUGCUGUAGCCACAAAGACAAGAAACAAAGCUCAAAGGUAGUACGAACAGGAUCAGAAUGCUGAAUGGAACUGUCCAGUAACAGGCAUAUUAUAAUCAGCAAUUCAAUGAAAUAGAUGAAGCGAACCAAAGGAAAAGGUAUAAGAGACCUCUUCCACAAGAUCCAAGAAAUUAAAGGAAAUGUAAAAUGUGUGUGAGUGUGUCUUGUGUGUCUUGAGGAUAACUUAGGAAAUUGAGAGGGUAUUUAGAUUCUUUUGAGCUUCUAGAUGUUUACAGUAUUUUGGAGGUUGGGGUUUGUGCUUAAAAGGCAGAAGCCAUGGCCAUUCACACAGGGAAUUUCAGAUUUUAAAGUAGUUCAAAUUUCAGAAUUUUAGAUAAGGGGAUGUCAACUUGUAUUCACACAUCUUGAUAUUUAAGAUUAGGCAUUAACAUGCAUGCAACUGAAAGCUUGGGGGCAUCAUAAAUAUUUAAAAAAUUUCAAACCUCAUUGUCUUUAUCUCAUUGAGCCUUGUGUAUGCAAUUAUUUUAAGAAUCUCAAGAGUGAACAGAGCUUGUUACAUCUUAAUUGAGAUCAUCAAAGGUAAUUUUAUAUGUUUACCAGAAUAUUUACAAACUUAAUUUCAGAUGUGUUAAUCAUUUUAAAAAGACAACAGGCCCGGGCUGUGGCGCAAGCUGAUGAGCAGCCAGCUGAGACCAAUCACUCUGACCAAGAGGUCAUGAGUUCGAGGCCAGCUCGGAGCCUGCGUUUGUCUUUGUCUUUGUUCUGCCAAGGCAUUGAAUGUUUGCCUUAUAUGUGUAAUGUGAUCCGCCCUGAGUCCCCUUUGGGGUGAGAAGGGCGGAAUAUAAAUACUGUAAAUAAAUAAAUAAACAGCAUAUAUUUAGGGACUUUUAGGUGACCAUACUUUGACAGAGAGUGGUGAUAUCUAACUAUGCUGUUUUAUUUAAUCUUGUUUUAAUGCUUUAAUUUAAAGGGGUUUUUUUUAAGCUUUUUACGUUGCACUAGUUCUAUUAACAGUUUGUCAACAGUUUGUCACAGAUGUUAGGUAUGGUAAUCUUACUAAUAGCAUCAAGUAGAUAUCAAUUUAGUUAUUAUGAGCCUUUUUGGCAAAUAUUCUAAUAAUACUAGUUUGUUCUACAAGAACUCAUCUACAGUGUUGGUGCAUGUCCCCUAAAAACACCACAUACAUUCCCAUUUUUAAAAUUGUUUUGCUUCUGGGAAAUGUUCCUUGGUUUUAUCUCCAUCCACAGCAAAUCUUCAGUGACCACAAACUUGCUUUGAAAUUCAUCCCCUUCUUCCAAGCCAAACAACCAGAUAAAACAGCCACAUAAUUUUUUUCAAAUAAGGAAUUUAGAAUUGCCCCAAAUAGUGAUGAUACUCUCUAAACAAGAGGUGACUUGUCCAAGAGAUCCGAUGACUACAUUCACAGUAUCAAACAGGAGUUUAUUUAAGAGUACAGAGUUAACAUCAACAACUGGUAUGUUUGAAUGACACCCUUGCAUAUGCCAAAAAUAUUCUAGGAUAGAAAAGAAAUUCUCGGAAUUGGGUUUUGAUUCAUUAUUUAACUAAACAUUACAACCUUUCUUUAUUUGUAUAUGAUUGUGAUAAUUAGCAAUUUUAACUCAAUUGUUUUCUCAAAGUAAAAGGAUAAUAUCUUUUAUUCCAAUAUGCAUGUAUGCAUAUGUAUAUAUACUUAGAUAGUGAACAAUUUUUUUACUACCUAAAAAAUAAAUAGGAGACAGAAUACCAUUACUCUAUAGCAAAAAUAGCAAGGAACAUUGUGGUGCCUUAAAUUUUAACGACUUUUGUUUGAUGUAAGCUUUGGUGGAUUUCAUUUCUCUGGCCCACUUCAUGAUUCAGAUGUAACAGAUUAAAUAUUUAUUGUGAUUCAUAGCUAAAGUGGGAAGGACUCUACAAAAGGUUAUAAUUCUACUACAUAAUUCUUUUUAGUAAUCAAAAUGUGUGAUAAGAUUUUGAUUUUACCAAGAUUUUUAGUGCAGUGUAUGUCCCCAAAACAAAAUGUGCUGAAAAUAACUUAGGUGUAUGUGUGUGUGUGUGUGUGUGUAUACAUACAUACAUACAUACAUACAUACAUACAUACAUACAUACAUACAUGUUGUGAUGACUUUGGGGUCCACUCUGACAGAUGUAUGUUAAUAAUCCUGAAUAUAUUAGUGAUCAUUAAACUAUUUCAAAAUACAUUUUAAUUACUUUUUGUGAAUUUGAUUGAAGGCUUUUGCAUUUAUCACUGAAUUCAUAUUUUCCUCUAAUGAUCAAGUAUAUAGCUACUAUGAUUUGAAGCUUGUCUUUCCAGGAACUUUGGGUCAUACUACUUUAUUUUUGCAGUAACCUUGGAGCCUGUGAAGGACAUCAAGCUUGUGAUAAAAGUGAUACCCAUAGUUACGCAUGAUUUAGGCGUGGAAUUUCCCUUUCCAUAAUCCAGUAAUGUAAUUAUUACAUUAUAUAGGUGGACCAAAAGUCAUGAAGGGGUUUCAAUAUUUAAUAGGUCCUUUAGUUUUUGUUUUUCAUUUACAGUACUGUGUCAUCUUGCCCAAUAUAUAUAGGACAUACAUUUCCAUUAUGUGUAAAAUCAAAUCUAAUUAAUGGCAUCCAGUACCAUAGUAUCAUAUACAGUGUCUAUAGAAUCCCUUCAUGACUUUUGGCCUAUCCUGUACUUAGCUUUUCCUUUUGGACAACACAGAAUUACCCAUGACCCUUCGAUUUUACAUAUACAGUACAUACACAUACACAGACUGCAUUAAAACCUGAAGGUAUUACAUUUAAAUUUUCAAAAAUAAUGUCCAAAGUAUUUGAUUAUAUAUUAAUUUUUGGUGAUUCACGAUUAUCAUAUAGUUUAGCAUACACAGUUCAAAAAUUGUUAUUAAGGUAGAAAAUAAGGGCUGUAUGUGUUGAUUGUUCACUAUUAUGCAACAAUUCACCAAGUUAAUAUUUUAUUCCUCAAUGUUUAUUAAACCGGGAAGCAUAACUGCUGAAUUUGUACCGGGCUGACUUCUUUCCAGUGCAGAGUCAUUGUAGCUUGUGGCAAAGGGGUAGUCUGAACUUAAAUCCAUACUUACUUUGCCACUGAAAUGUUUUAGAAAAAUAUAUGUUUUGAUAACAAAAUUUAAAUUUCUGUUUUUAAAAAAUAAUACUGGCAUUCCCUCCUUUUCCUAUCUCGG